AUGGCAGACGAUUUCGACUCGGAGAUGCUCUCUUCUACUUCCUCAUCCCCCUCCGCGAGAAGUGUCCCUCAGACCCCGGCAGGAAACGGGUUUCGGGAUAAUAUAUCCGGAGUAGCGAUGCCGGAGCUCUCGCCUCCUGGGUCUCAGGGCCCCACGACUCGAGAAGCAACCAUGACGGGCUAUAACGAGAAUGUAAAAGAGUCUACGACAUUGGCAGGCCAGUCAAUGAAUCCUAACCUGAGUGAGGAGGCGGCAGAAGCGUCGACAAGCCAGCUGCCUUCUAUACUGCGGGAGGAGCCCGGCGCAUCAUGGAUGAGCAAGAAAGCAGACGAAGAGGCAAAGAGAGCGCUAGAGUUUGUCGUGGACAAGGAAUUUAGCCUGAAGGAGUUUGGGGACCCGUUUGACGAUAGAGAUAUCAACCCGGCCCAGACUAAAUAA
Microsporum canis CBS 113480 is the source of this 438-nucleotide messenger RNA. RefSeq lists its product as hypothetical. The transcript is spliced from 3 exons. The record is from RefSeq and is a predicted model, not a curated record. Lineage: Eukaryota; Fungi; Ascomycota; Eurotiomycetes; Onygenales; Arthrodermataceae. Bases 1 to 438 code for a protein of 145 amino acids.